AUGUGGUCGGCGGCCCUGAUGUCGCUCAUAAACUCGGGCUCGACUGCCCCUCUCAUCGACGAGAUGGUGCCGACAAUACCCAUGCACGUGCACACGAUCGCCUUCACGAUGCUGUUGGUCGUCCGGCCCUCUAUCUCGAACUCGGCCGCGUACGACUCCUCGAUAUCGUUGGUGUACCUCCUCACGAUGACGUGGGUCGUCGUGUUUCUGAUCACCAUGGUGGACCUGAUCUCGACCAUGUCCACGUCAUACAUCACGCUCUUGAUGGCGCCGUCGAAGCCCUACUCGUCCGAGACCGCCAGGAUGUACCCGGGCACUAUCCUCGUCCUGCCAUUCGUCACCUUCACCACCGCCUCAUCUUUCGAACGCUUCUUCACGAUCACCUUGGCCUCCAUCACCGAGCCCGUCCACUAG
Messenger RNA from Fonsecaea pedrosoi CBS 271.37, 414 nucleotides. RefSeq lists its product as uncharacterized. Lineage: Eukaryota; Fungi; Ascomycota; Eurotiomycetes; Chaetothyriales; Herpotrichiellaceae. The record is from RefSeq and is a predicted model, not a curated record. The coding region runs from base 1 to 414 and encodes 137 amino acids. The transcript has a single exon.